Messenger RNA from Dicentrarchus labrax (European seabass), 4378 nucleotides. Its product is annotated as toll-like receptor 13. Gene Ontology annotation, biological process: immune response; toll-like receptor signaling pathway; inflammatory response. Gene Ontology annotation, molecular function: protein binding; transmembrane signaling receptor activity. The record is from RefSeq and is a predicted model, not a curated record. Gene Ontology annotation, cellular component: membrane. Lineage: Eukaryota; Metazoa; Chordata; Actinopteri; Moronidae. Bases 206 to 3082 code for a protein of 958 amino acids. The transcript has 4 exons.
UACAAAAGGAAGUGCUAUCAGAUGCACCUGUUCUGCUGACUCUCGUGGAAAUAUUAGAACGGAGACGACACAUUCGUGUUCAGUGAUUUCUGACUGCGGAAACUCUAAAGAUCAACUAUUUAGACCCUUCAACAACAUUAACAGCAACAAAUCUCCACAUCACAGUAACUCAACAGACGUACCAGCGGCAGUCCCAAAAAUCAGCAUGCCGGCAGUGGGAAGUUUGUCUUACUCAGUACGGAGACGUCUUGUCUUACUUCUGUGUCUCCUGCUUCAUCUUAAUCCUUCACUUUCUUAUUCGCUGAAAAGCUGCACUAUCGAUUAUUCCAAAGAUGCCUUGGCUGAAGUUAUUAUAGAUUGCUCACAGCGUAAACUUGUUAUUAUCCCUGAGGACAUCCCCAGAGACGCACGCUCUGUAAACCUCUACAACAAUCAGAUCGAACAGAUUAACAAUAAAGAUUUCAGUGGCUUCUCAAAGCUGAAAGAUUUGCGCCUGGACUGUAAUCAUAUUGCUCACGUGGACGAUGGGUCUUUUAUCCAUGCGGUGUCGUUGAAAGAGCUCUACAUGAGCUAUAACAGACUCACCAAAUUGACAGCCAACCUCUUUCAGGGGUUGUCAAACCUUACCCUGCUAGACCUCAGUAGCAACAGCAUUCAGUUCAUUCAUAACUCAGCCUUUCAGUUCCUGUCCAGCUUACAAACUGUGUUGCUAGACAGCAACAUGCUCCAACAAGUCGCAGACAUUCAGCCCAUCCUACAGCUACCACGCAUACAGAAUCUGAGCAUUAAAGCCAAUCUGUUUCCUUCCUUCCAGACCAAAGAUCUGCCGCUGAACAAGCCCUCAGGCCUGAAGGUGUUAGAUGUUUCUGAAAGUAAUUUUGAAAAGUUCAGCAUCACAACACAGAUCUUUCCUCACCUCGAGAUGAUAGACCUUUCUCGAUUUGACCAAUCUGAAGCCAUGCAAUGGGACAUACCUGACAAGACUCUACUGAAGAACAUUACUCAACUUAUCUUAAGUCAUACUUUCAUCCCUUUUGACAAUAUCCAAAAUAUUCUGCAGAAUCUCGACUCACUGAGGCAUCUAAGGCUGAAUUAUAUGGAGAGGUGGAUCAACAAAGGUCUCUUAGCAACGGUCUGCAAAAUACCGACACUAAAGAGUCUGGAUCUGUAUUUUAACCAUGUCGCCAAUAUAAGUGCAAAACUUGAAACUUGCUCUCAGCUCAGAGAGCUUGACCUUUCGACUACUCACACGACUGAACUGUCCAAAGGCUCGUUACGACUGAUGAAGCAACUACAGUCCCUAACUUUAGCAACCAACUUAAUCACCAAAGUGCCAGAUGACAUUAGGAGUCUCUACUCUCUUGAGAUCCUAGAUCUUGGUGACAAUAUUAUCUCCGAAUUGGUCUGUGAGGAUUUCAAAAACACAACGCGCCUCACAGAGCUUUAUCUGAACACCAACCGCAUUGCCAAACUGGACGGAUGCGUCUUUGAAAAUCUUAAUGAUCUGAAGAUUUUAGAUAUUAGUGACAACCUGCUGUGGACAUUUGGAGGCGCCUUUAAUAUAGGCCCGCAGAAACUUGAGUACUUGGAUUUGAGCAAAAACUUUAUCCUUAUUCUUAAAAGAGGGGAUUUUCAAGGUUUAGGGUCUGUAAAACAUUUGGAUUUGGUGACAAAUCGUAUCGGAAGGGUGAAACGUAGGGCUUUUGACGGACUGAACAACCUAACAACUCUUAGUGUAUCUCUUCCACUCGAGUAUGAAAACCACUUCAGAGAAUUGCCGCACUUAGAAAACCUUACAAUCUACUUCAAUACCGAUGGCGGAUUCAGAACUCUUCAAAGUCAAGCAAGCUAUCACGAAGCCUCAUUUCACCUAAAAUCUCUGAAAAUUUUCAAAAUAAUAUGCACAGGAUAUCAUUAUGGCUUCCCCCUUGACGUACCGGAAGAAUUUUUCCAGGCUAUGAAACAUUUAGAGGACUUCACAGCGGAGAAUGUGUAUAUUUCUGCACCAGAUCCACAAACAUUUCAAUUCAACUUUCGGCUCAAGAGUCUGAAAAUUUCGCAAACUGAUUUGUCGGAUUUAAAUCCUGAACUGUUUCAGCCAAUUCCAAACCUGCAGGCUCUCGAUCUUUCUGAAACUAGGCUCCAGUCUUUGGAUUUUCUGGCCCAGGCAAACCUGCCUGCACUCAGACAAUUAAAGCUGAGUGGCAAUGAGAUUACAGUGAUCAAUGAGACAGUCUUCCAGUCUCUCCCAGCACUAACAUACCUGGACCUGGACAAUAACCCUUUCACUUGUGACUGCUCUAAUGCGGGUUUUAUCCAAUGGGUGAUGAACAACAAACAAACACAGGUUGUGAACGGACAUCAGUACACUUGUUCCUUUCCUGCAGCCGAGCAAGGAAACAAGUUGCUGGACUUUGACAUCCAGUCCUGCUGGAUGGACGUUAGCUUCCUCUGCUUCAUUUCCAGCACUUGUCUGGUUGUGCUAACUCUCCUCGCAUCCUUCAUCUACCACUUUCUGAGAUGGCAGCUGGCCUACGGCUUCUACCUCUUCCUGGCCUUCGUCUAUGACAACAGGAAGAGGAAGAAGGGAGCUCCUCACCACUACGACGCCUUCAUCUCCUACAAUGUUCACGACGAGGACUGGGUUUACAGAGAGAUGCUUCCAGUGCUGGAAGGAGAACAGGGCUGGAGACUGUGUCUGCACCACAGAGACUUCCAACCAGGUAAGGCCAUCAUUGAGAACAUUACAGACGCCAUCUAUGGCAGCAGGAAGACCAUCUGUGUGAUCAGCCGGCGCUACCUGCAGAGCGAGUGGUGCUCCAGAGAGAUCCAGAUGGCCAGCUUCCGUCUGUUUGACGAGCAGAAAGACGUGUUGAUCCUGCUGUUUCUGGAGGAGAUCCCGGCCCAGCAGCUGUCUCCCUACUACCGCAUGAGGAAGCUGGUGAAGAAACGCACCUACCUGAGCUGGCCUCAGGACGGCCAACACGCAGGUGUCUUCUGGCAGAACGUCCGGAGAGCUCUGGAGACAGGGGACACUGUCGCCGACAACACAGACCUCCUGACUGGACCAGCAGGCUGCUAGCCAUACUGUUAGCAAGCUAACAUUAGCCAGCUAGCUGCAACCCAGCCACACUGAAUAACGUUAUAGAGUUAAACUUACAGAGACACACUUACACAGACAUGGUGCACAUAUGUUUAGAUUCAGUGUGACUUUCACUUAUAGAAUAUCAGUAACUCUGAUGUCCACCCUGAAAAGGACUGACUGAGAAUCAUCAGUUUUUAAAUUUCCGUUAUUUGUCGUGUCUCAACUCAACUUUUGACAGACUGGUUUGAAAGGUUUUGUUACACUUGCUUCUGCUUCAUACAUAUAUCCGUGUAUAUAUGUAUUUAAUUCAUUGCCACUGUUGGAAUUAAAAUUUAAAAAAGGAAUACAGGCUACCAGUCAUAUAAAUGUACUACUGCACAUAAGUAAAAAGGCAAAUACUCUUUGUAAAUGAGCUUUUAAUAUGGUCCAACAUAUGUUUUAAAGUUUUUUCUUGCCUUUAUGAUAAAGAUAGCUGAAGAUAGACAGGAGAGGGGGACACGCAACAAGGGGCUGCAGGUUGGAUUCGAACCCUGGGCCGCUGCACCAAGGACUCAGCCUCGGUACAUGGGUCACCAGCUCUACCCACUGAGCUAACUGGGUGCCCAUGGUCCAACAUAUUUGAAGAAGUUACCAUUUUUCAUUUGUAUUAAUCUUUAAGAGUUAUUACGUUACAUUAUCCUCAGGCCUAUUAUUUUUAUAUUAAGGUUGGAAAAAGCUGUAUGGUAGCUCGUCAAGUCUAGCUGCAUAACAAAGCAUGCUUGCCUAAUGUAAAAAAUGAUCGCUAUUUUGUUUUCCUAGCACCCAGCUAAAAAGGGUAAAAGGUUUGUUACGAUUUUGUUUUAUAUGGUGUUUAAUGUUAAGUCAUAUUAUGGUGCCUUUUUGUAAUUUUGUAGAGUUUUAAGGUAGAACGUUUAUGCUAGCAAGACUGCUAUAUUAGCUCAUUUGAGGCAACUCUGUCGGUCUCAAGGAGCCAUUAUCCCGGUGGAGUUUGCUUGCUGUUACGGUUUUAAUGAAUGCUGCAUUUGUGUGUUUACUGUAGCCACAAUAUAUGACAUUAAAGCUGCAUAUGUGACAUAAAAACUCACUUGAUGUUAAAUAUAUUUACGUAUAGCACUUUAUCAGAGAUUGUCACUCAGCUAAAAGUGUUAAAAAGGUGAUAUUUAAUCAUUUGAAUAUUAUAUAUGAAGUUAAAAUGACAUUUGGAUCAAUUAAAUAUUGUAAGGCUUUAGUACAAUAACUUUGUCGUCAGAAUAUAAAAUAUUAAUAAUGUUUCACUUGUGUUUCUGUAGCUCG